Molecule: messenger RNA, 3594 nt
Organism: Symbiodinium sp. CCMP2592
Lineage: Eukaryota; Dinophyceae; Suessiales; Symbiodiniaceae
Source: the annotation of a GenBank genome assembly
AUGAGAGUCUGCUUUGAAGAGGACUCCACCUCUCGUCCCUUCAAUCGGCUUGCUAGGGGCUUUGCAAGCUGCUGUUCGGACCUUGACAGGUGUCCCAUCCAGCUCGGAUCCUUCCAUGAUCCUGAGCCAACUGGUGCCUGCCCACACCUCGCCGACUCCAAGGCCGGUUCCUGUCGAACCUUGGUCGGACCUUGCCCAGCAUGGGACCUCACGGUCAUUGACCUUCCUCACCCUUAUCUGCAUGUGCACCCGCAGAUUGGCCCUCCAGCCUGCUCACCUGUUAAGCGGCCACCAUCCGCUUUCCAGUUUGGGAGCCCAACGCGUGUGCCGCCUGUCGCGAGCACCGCUGCAAAUUCGCUUGGCUACAAGGUCGGUUCCCUGUCGAGCCUUGGCCAAAUGACCUACCCCAACUUCAAUCCCUUCUGUGAGGGACAUGUGGCUUCUGUCCCCUUUUUGCCUGAUGCAAGGCCGUCUGGACUGCCGCCUCAGCCUUCUGCCUUGAACCUCAUGCUUACCAGGCAACGAGAUUUCCUUCCGUCAAUGCUACAGGGGCCUUUGCUUGACACCCCCUUGAAAGACGUCCUGGCAAUCCCAUCGUCGCCAGAGGAAGGCAUCGAAAGGCUGCGCUAUGAGGUCUUUGAGACCACGCGAGACAGGCUCACGAGACCUUCUCGGCGAUAUUGGUCUCCUCUGCAGUAUGCGGCGGACGCCUGCAGCCAAGUCUCGUAUCCGGUUCGGACGAUCCAGUUCCUUACCGUUGCCCUUCCAGACACCCGCAUGCCAAAUGUGGUCCUCACAGCGGCUUCUGUUGCUAGACCUGGACGGGUGCUACCGCUGGACUUUCGUGCAAUCGGCGGAGACAUUUUUACUGUUGCCAUUCUCCGACCCUGCGACACUACUGUUCUAUGGGGUCUGCUUGACAUGAAGGGCAUAACUGCGGGACACUUUCGGUCCCAGGUCGAAGAGGGCAGGGCAGUACUACAGGAUCAGGAGGGACACCCGGUCAGGUACGUCACUCUGAAUACAGCCGUGCUGGAAUGGAUCAGGGCUGUCCCUGCCACUCACGCUGAUGAGCCUGUCAUCGUUGAGCAGCUCCACUACCAAGGUCAUGCCCAGCCUGCGGAGGGACAUGCUGAGGCAGUCCGCAAUGGCGAUCUCGACGAACACUCCUUGGUUCAGGUCAGCUCUUUUUCAUGGGGAGGGGAGGAAGCUGAGUCCCGAGCCUUCUUUUCCGUCUUCGACACGACCAGACAUGUGACACUGCUGCCGAGGGACAGCAAGGCUACAUUGCGGGAUGUUGUUGCCUUUGCCGUCAGCUCUGCGCCCUUUGCCGUCAGAGCGGUGCAAAUCCUUGUCCACUGUGUUGAAAACUUACCUCGGCCCCAGCUCCUACUCUUUCGAGCUGGGGCGCGUCUUGAUUUUGCACCACUUCCAUGGGACCUGCGUCCAUCGGGAGGACCCAUCAAGACGGUGCUGCACAAACAAGGGGAGAACUUCCAUAGUGCCAUUCAAAGCCUGCGGGAUGUCAUGCCUGAAUCUGUGCAGUUAUGCGAGGGGAUCACUCAGGGACAGCUCAUCACCACUGAUGCCGUAGGGAUAGUCGGUGCUUCCCUUCCACGUGACCUUGAUGAGGUUCAGCACUUCCGCGUGGAGCCCAACCUCUUCCCACCACCUGGAGCGGUGCUCUGGCAGGAAUCCACCUUCAGCAGUGCCAGCAGCAGGUGUGUGGGUAACGGCGACUACAUUCAGUUCGCCUCUCCAAACAUGGUGCCUGGAUCGCAGUCCCUCAGCAAACUGAUGGAUCGCUACCCGGUCUUGGCCGCUUUCUCUUGGCCGCAACUCCUUGGGCCUAGCUACAAUCAUCUGGACGUGCCUGCAACGGUACGAGAGCGGCGCAGACUGCAGUGCCCCCAUAUCCACUCUGAGGGAGCAUGUGAAGUGAUUGGCCCUUCGCACCACCCUGUCCGAUUUCGGGUUCCGGUUCCGCAGUUUGCAUCUCUGGAAGAAAUGCGUACAGGAUUGCUCCAAUUCCCAGACUGCCCUGCCUACGCCCUCCAAUGCGCACCGGCCACGGCCCUGUACGGGAUGCGAACUGUCUUCAUCACCUUUGCACAGGCCUCGGGGUACAUCAGCGUGCUCCUGCCUCGUCUUGAUCAACGAGGACAGUACAUUCCCAUGAUGUUGCAACCGCGGGAGCUGGAGCUGCACCUGCACCUGCCAGAGGGGGGGAUCUACAAAUUUCCGCGCAGACCAUGGAUCCACGGCCAGGUUAUUGAGCUGCUUGUUCUUCCCCCCUAUGCAAGGCGCUAUGCAUUUUUCAUUGCGAGAGGACUUCCCUUGCCUGCAGGAACUGGCGCCCCUGCUAAUCCUAACCCGGUGAUGCGAGAUGGAACCACUCUUGCCCAGCUCAACCGGCCGAGACAGCCUGACCAGCGCUGCAAAGGUUUGAGCACGAACCGUCUCGCCGAGGGGUGCGCAUGCUCGGAUGGCCGUGUCUCGUGCCCGGAGCCUGUUUCUCCACCAGCUGAGUCUCCUGGCCUGCAGAUCACCUCGGCACUCAUCGGUCCCAAGCCAGGCGGCAACUCCCUGAAUCCUCAGGGCCCUGGAGAGGGACGAUGCAUUUCGGUUCCCACGCCGUUCGGCCGCCGCCAGAUCGAUGUCCCUGGCCCUGCGCCCCCGGGUCGACGUGAAUCUCUGAAACUUGAUGACCUCCUCCCAGACAAAGGCCCGCGCACUCAGGCACAUGAUGCACCGUCCUGUGUUGCUUGGGCUAUUUGCCCUGAGAUUGUUGACCUUAGCCUCGCUUCACAUGAUGUAAAGCACUUGCAUCAGGACCUUACGCCCCUCUGCAGGGAAUACCGCCCAUUCACGACGGCCUGGAGGGCUCUGCCAGCCUGGAAUGGAACGAGUGCUUGUGACGAACUCCUUGUCUUCACAGAUGGGUCGUUCUUCACAGCAAGGUCGCACGCGACUUGGUCCAUCAUUGUCAUUGCGAGAAUCGGGUGCACCUUUGCUCGAGUCGGUUUCUUUGCUGACUGGACCGAAGUUGCCACUUCCGAACAGCCCUCUGCUUUUGAUGGAGAAGUGGAAGCAUUGCUCCAUGCUGUUGCCCUCGCCUGUGCUCAGCCUGGCCUUAAGGUCUCCAUCCUUAGCGACUGCUCAUCUGCCCUUUUGGUUGCCGAAGGCCAAGGAGGUAUUAACCUACAAUGUCCAGCCUGCCGUGCACUAGCCGGUCUCCUGCUCUUGGCCCGAGCGCGGGGAGUCGAUCUGUCGUUUCAAAAGGUACCCGCUCAUAGCGGCAAUGCUUUCAAUGACAUGGCAGAUGUGCUCGCCAAACAGGUUGGGCGUCAUACGGGACCAUCGCCGUGGCAUGUGCAGUUCGAGGACUUUUACGCCGCCGUCAUUGAACAGUUAGUUGAGCGUUUCUGGAUGACCUGCCCUGCUACAGUAACCCAUCUGGGCCUCCCGGCUCUCACACCAACCGGCACUUGGGGAACUGAGGCGAUGGCCGAACGGCCGAAGCUGCAGCUGGGACAGCAUGUCUUCCCGUCGGCUUGGGGACAGAAGAGACGGCCGGCCUACCGCGAAGGCUAA